Molecule: messenger RNA, 1327 nt
Organism: Trametes versicolor FP-101664 SS1
Lineage: Eukaryota; Fungi; Basidiomycota; Agaricomycetes; Polyporales; Polyporaceae
Exons: 3
Coding region: 162-1073 (303 amino acids)
Source: RefSeq, a predicted model, not a curated record
GCUCUUCCUCCGCGCCGCCUUUUCGUCGUCGACCACGACGUGCUCUCUUCCCGCCUUCAUGGGUUUCCUGCUUCCCCGCACCCCCACCUGCAGCAGGAGCACGACCUAAACCUUGAGUCUCGGACACCCACACCUUGAAGCGGGAAAGCUUGCUGCUCGAAAUGCCCGACCCCCGCGUCCGCGCUUUGCCUCUGGAUUCCGAAGCGCAGAUCUCCCCGCGCUCCGCUGCGGGAGCCCCCCGACUAGCAGCGCGCCAGGCAGGCUCCGUCUCGCUCACUUCGACGGUAUCUUCGUAUACCAGUGGAUCUACCACGGCGAGCACUACUAGCGCGAGUGCAAGUGCGACCAGCGACACCCCGCUCUUCCCCUCUCCUACCAACGAUCCCAACGAGUGUGUAAACUGCGAAACAGACAACAGUAUAUACACCAAGAGAGCGGUCGAAGGCGCACUCAUCGUCGUAGCAGUCGCCCUCGUCCUCACUAUGCUACUAUGGAGAAUAAUCCGCCUCCGCCGAACAGACCGCCCGCUACGCGACUUUUUCCGCGCUCUGCCCGAUUCACCCCCACACCGAUCCGUCUCCCGUCCGUCGCACGUCCCGCGCACGACAGGGCUCCCACCCGGCCGCGGCCCGCCCGCGCACCUCAUCUACGACUCGCUCACGACCCCUGUUCCGCUAUUGCACCACUCCGGGCCCCGUCGUGGCCGCGGUCGCCGUACAUACGCGGGCGACAUUGGGGUCGGAGGUCGGAGGGGUGCGGUCGCGCACCCGGACGACCCGAAUGAAUACCUGCCCGAGUAUGACGACAAGGACCGACUGCCGCGGUACCAGGACUUGGAGGCGGCUGCGGCCGCCAGAAUCAUCUUAGGAGCAGAUUUGGGGAGAGUGGACGAUGCGGGGCGGAUGGUUGGGGUUGGAACGGGGUUAGGACGGAGGCCGAAUGGGGAUGCAGGGCAGAGCGACACGGACUUGUUGGUGGGAGAGCCGUUGAGUGCGGUGUCGGAAGACGAACACGCCUAUCCGCCGAUGUCGUCCACGGGCUCGCAUGAAGGACACAGUAGUAAUGUACGAUAGGCGGACUAAUCCCCUGAGUGUACGAACAUUUUCUUGUAAGCACCCCGAGGACUUGGCGUGUUGUUUGCUACUUGUGCUAUAACACUGACUUUUCCGUUUCACGACAGAUUGACAUAUCGCAUCUUGCUUUUUGUACCUCCACUCGUCGCUUGCUACUGCGCAUUGUAUGUCGUCUUUACCUUAUAUAGCGUGCUCAUUGUAUUCUAGUUAGCCUCGUCGACUUACCCGUACACACGAAAUAAGCACGCCGUUCU